Molecule: messenger RNA, 7629 nt
Organism: Chrysochloris asiatica (Cape golden mole)
Lineage: Eukaryota; Metazoa; Chordata; Mammalia; Afrosoricida; Chrysochloridae
Gene: NOTCH1
Product: notch 1
Exons: 34
Coding region: 1-7629 (2542 amino acids)
Biological process (GO): heterophilic cell-cell adhesion; regulation of developmental process; cell differentiation
Cellular component (GO): plasma membrane; protein-containing complex
Molecular function (GO): protein binding; calcium ion binding; signaling receptor activity
Source: RefSeq, a predicted model, not a curated record
AUGCCUUCAUUUCUGGCGCCGCUGCUCUGCCUGGCGCUGCUGCCCGCGCUCCCCGCCACACGAGGCCUGCGGUGUUCCCAGCCCAGCGAGGAGACCUGCUUAAAUGGUGGCAAGUGUGAAGUGUUUGCCAAUGGCACGGAGGCCUGUGUCUGCAGCGGGGCUUUUGUGGGCCAACGGUGCCAGGCGCCCAGCCCCUGCCUCAGCGCACCCUGCAAGAACGCCGGGACAUGCCAUGUGCUGGACCAAGGCGGCACAGUGGACUACGCCUGCAGCUGCCGUCUGGGCUUCUCCGGUCCACUCUGUCUGACGCCCCUGGACAACGCCUGCCUCACCAACCCCUGCCGCAAUGGCGGGACCUGUGACCUGCUCACGCUUGACGAGUACAAAUGCCGCUGUCCCCCAGGCUGGUCAGGGAAGACGUGCCAGCAGGCCGACCCCUGCGCCUCCAACCCCUGUGCCAAUGGUGGCCACUGCCUGCCCUUCGAGGCCUCAUACAUCUGCCGCUGCCCACCGGGUUUCCAUGGCCCCACCUGCCGGCAAGACGUGAACGAAUGCAACCAGAGCCCUGGACCCUGCCGCAAUGGGGGCACCUGUCGUAACGAGGUUGGCUCCUACCGCUGCACCUGCCGUCCCACCUACACUGGCCCACACUGCGAGCUGCCUUACCAGCCCUGCAGCCCCUCGCCCUGCCAGAACGGGGGCACCUGCCGCCCCACAGGAGAUACCACUCACGAAUGCACCUGUCUGCCAGGCUUCACUGGACAGAACUGUGAGGAGAAUGUGGAUGAUUGCCCAGGGAACAGCUGCAAGAACGGAGGUACCUGUGUGGAUGGCGUCAACACCUACAACUGCCGCUGCCCACCUGAGUGGACAGGCCAGUACUGCACGGAGGAUGUGGAUGAAUGCCAGCUGAUGCCCAACGCCUGCCAGAAUGGUGGUACUUGCCACAACAGCCACGGUGGCUACAACUGCGUGUGUGUGAAUGGCUGGACUGGCGAGGACUGCAGUGAGAACAUCGAUGACUGUGCCAAUGCUGCCUGUUUCCACGGCGCCACCUGCCAUGACCGGGUGGCCUCCUUCUACUGCGAGUGUCCCCAUGGCCGUACGGGUCUACUAUGUCAUCUCAAUGACGCCUGCAUCAGCAACCCCUGCAACGAGGGCUCCAACUGUGACACCAACCCCGUCAACGGCAAAGCCAUCUGCACCUGCCCCUCAGGGUACACGGGGCCCGCCUGCAGCCAGGAUGUGGAUGAGUGCUCACUGGGCGCCAACCCCUGUGAACAUGCGGGCAAAUGCAUCAACACGCUGGGGUCCUUCGAGUGCCGGUGUCUCCAGGGCUACACAGGUCCCCGCUGUGAAAUCGACGUCAACGAAUGCGUGUCCAGCCCCUGUCAGAAUGAUGCGACCUGCCUGGAUCAGAUCGGAGAGUUCCAGUGCAUCUGCAUGCCCGGUUACGAGGGCAUUUACUGCGAGGUCAACACAGACGAGUGUGCCAGCAGUCCGUGUCUGCACAAUGGGGAAUGUGUGGACAAGAUCAACGAGUUCCACUGCCAGUGUGCCACAGGCUUCACGGGGCACCUGUGCCAGUAUGACGUGGACGAGUGUGCCAGCACCCCAUGCAAGAAUGGUGCCAAGUGCCUGGACGGGCCCAACACCUACACCUGCGUGUGCACUGAAGGCUACACAGGCACCCACUGUGAGGUGGACAUUGACGAGUGUGACCCCGAUCCCUGCCACUACGGCUCCUGCAAGGACGGCAUUGCCGCCUACACGUGUCUUUGCCGGCCUGGCUACACGGGUCAUCGCUGCGAGACCAACAUCAAUGAGUGUCACAGCCAGCCCUGCCGCCAUGGGGGCACGUGCCAGGACCGAGACAAUGCUUACCAGUGCUUCUGCCUCCAGGGAACCUCAGGUCCCAACUGUGAGGUCAACCUGGAUGAUUGUGCCAGCAACCCUUGUGACUCGGGCACCUGCGUGGACAAGAUUGAUGGUUACGAAUGUGCUUGUGAGCCAGGCUACACAGGAAGCAUGUGCAACAUUAACAUCGAUGAGUGUGUGGCGAACCCCUGCCACAAUGGAGGCACCUGUGAGGAUGGAAUCAACAGCUUCACCUGCCGCUGCCCCGAAGGCUACCACGACCCCACCUGCCUGUCCGAGGUCAACGAGUGCAGCAGUAACCCCUGCAUCCACGGAGCCUGCCAGGACGGUCUCAAUGGGUACACGUGUAACUGUGACCCCGGCUGGAGUGGGGUCAACUGUGACAUCAACAACAACGAAUGUGCCUCCAACCCCUGCGUCAAUGGUGGCACCUGCAAGGACAUGACCAGCGGUUACGUGUGCACAUGCUGGGAGGGCUUCAGUGGCCCCAACUGCCAGACCAACAUCAAUGAGUGUGCGUCCAACCCGUGUCUGAACCAGGGGACCUGCAUCGAUGAUGUCUCUGGCUACAAGUGCAACUGUCUGCUGCCGUACACGGGAGCCACGUGUGAAGUGGUGCUGGCCCCGUGCGCCCCCAGCCCCUGCAGGAAUGGCGGCGAGUGCCGAGAGUCUGAGGAUUAUGAGAGUUUCUCUUGUGUGUGCCCGACUGGCUGGCAAGGACAGACCUGUGAGAUCGACAUUAACGAGUGUGUGAAAAGCCCCUGCCAACACAGUGCGUCCUGUCAGAACACCAACGGCGGUUACCGCUGCCACUGCCUGGCAGGCUACACCGGACGCAACUGCGAGACCGACAUCGACGACUGCCGGCCCAACCCAUGCCACAACGGCGGCUCUUGCACCGACGGCAUCAACACUGCUUUCUGCGACUGCCUGCCCGGCUUCCAGGGCGCUUUCUGUGAAGAGGACAUCAACGAGUGUGCCAGCAACCCAUGCCGCAACGGUGCCAACUGCACAGACUGCGUGCACAGCUACACUUGCACCUGCCCCGCCGGUUUCAGCGGCAUCCACUGCGAGGCCAACACGCCAGACUGCACUGAGAGCUCCUGCUUCAAUGGCGGCACCUGUGUGGACGGUAUCAACUCCUUCACCUGCCUCUGUCCCCCUGGCUUCACGGGCAGCUACUGCCAGCAUGACAUCAACGAGUGUGACUCGCGGCCUUGUCUGCACGGUGGGACCUGCCAGGACAGCUACGGCACCUACAAGUGCACCUGCCCCCAAGGCUACACCGGCCUCAACUGCCAGAACCUGGUACGCUGGUGCGACUCCUCGCCUUGUAAGAAUGGUGGCAAGUGCUGGCAGACCAACACACAGUAUCGCUGCGACUGCCACAGCGGCUGGACCGGCCUCUACUGUGAUGUGCCCAGUGUGUCCUGUGAGGUAGCUGCGAAGCAACAAGGUGUUGAUGUCGCCAACCUGUGUCGGCACGGUGGGCUCUGCAUGGACACAGGCAACACUCACCACUGCCACUGCCAGGCCAGCUACACGGGCAGCUACUGUGAGGACCAGGUGGACGAGUGCUCACCCAGCCCCUGCCAGAACGGCGCCACCUGCACCGACUACCUAGGGGGCUACUCCUGUGAGUGUGUUGCUGGCUACCACGGGGUGAACUGUUCUGAGGAGAUCAAUGAAUGCUUGUCGCACCCGUGCCAAAACGGGGGUACCUGCAUCGACCUGACCAACACCUACAAAUGUUCCUGCCCGCGGGGCACGCAGGGUGUGCACUGCGAGGUCAACGUGGACGACUGCACUCCGUCCGUGGAGCCCGGCACGCGAAGCCCCCGUUGCUUCAACAACGGCACCUGCGUGGACCAGGUGGGCGGCUACCGCUGCGCCUGCCCACCCGGCUUCGUGGGCGAACGGUGUGAGGGUGACGUCAAUGAGUGUUUGUCCAACCCCUGCGAUGCCCGCGGCACCCAGAACUGCGUGCAGCAUGUGAACGCCUUCCGCUGCGAGUGUCGGCCCGGCUACACUGGGCGCCGUUGUGAGUCAGUCAUUAACGGCUGUGGGGACAAACCCUGCAAGAACGGAGGAACGUGUGCCGUUGCGUCCAACACUGCCCGUGGCUUCAUCUGCAAGUGCCCUGCGGGCUUCGAAGGCGCCACCUGCGAGAAUGAUGCCCGCACCUGCGGCAGCCUGCACUGCCUUAAUGGUGGUACCUGCCUGUCGGGCCCGCGAAGCUCCACCUGCUUGUGCCUGGACCCCUUCACGGGCCCCGAGUGUCAGUUCCCGGCCAGCAGCCCCUGUGUGGGCAACAACCCUUGCUACAAUCAGGGCACCUGUGAGCCCACAUCCGAGAGCCCCUUUUACCGCUGCCUGUGCCCCCCCAAGUUCAACGGGCUCAACUGCUACAUCCUGGACUACAGCUUCGGUGGGGGCGCUGGCCAGGACAUCCCCCCGACGCAGGUCGAGGAGGCCUGUGAGAUUCCUGAGUGUAGCGCCGACGCCGGCAACAAGAUCUGCAGCGUCACCUGUAACAACCACGCCUGCGGCUGGGACGGCGGGGACUGUUCCCUCAACUUCGAUGACCCCUGGAAGAAUUGCUCACGUUCCCUGCAGUGCUGGAAGUACUUCAGCAACGGUCACUGCGAUGCUCAGUGCAACUCGGCCGGCUGUCUCUUCGACGGCUUUGACUGCCAAGGCAGCGGGGGCCAGUGCAACCCGCUGUAUGACCAGUACUGCAAGGACCACUUCAGCGAUGGGCACUGUGACCAGGGCUGCAACAACGCUGAGUGUGAAUGGGACGGGCUGGACUGUGCGGAGCGUGUGCCCGAGCGGCUGGCGGCCGGCACGCUGGUGGUGGUGGUGCUGAUGGCACCUGAGCAACUGCGCAACAAUUCGUUCCACUUCCUGCGUGAGCUCAGCCGCCUGCUGCACACCAACGUGGUCUUCAAGCGCGACGCGCAGGGUGAACAGAUGAUCUUCCCAUACUACGGCCGCGAGGAAGAACUCCACAAACACUCCAUCAGGCGACCCGCCGAGGACUGGGCCACCGCGCCCCGCGCCCUGCUCGGCCAGGUGCAGGCUGCGCUGCUGCCCGGCAGUGAGGGUGGACGCCGGCGCAGGGAGCUGGACCCCCUGGAUGUUCGAGGGUCCAUCGUGUAUCUGGAGAUUGACAACCGGCAAUGUGUUCAGUCAUCCUCCCAGUGCUUCCAGAGCGCCACCGACGUCGCCGCCUUUCUGGGAGCGCUGGCCUCGCUGGGCAACCUCAACAUCCCCUACAAGAUCGAGGCUGUGCAGAGUGAGAGCGUGGAGCCGCCGGCCCCUGUGCCGUUACACUUCAUGUAUGUGGCGGCUGCCGCCUUUGUGCUGUUGGCCUUCGUGGGCUGUGGGGUGCUGCUCUCCCGGAAACGGCGGCGGCAGCACGGCCAGCUCUGGUUCCCCGAGGGCUUCAAAGUGUCCGAGGCCAGCAAGAAGAAGCGGCGGGAGCCCCUCGGCGAGGACUCCGUGGGCCUCAAACCUCUGAAGAACACCUCAGAUGGCGCCCUCAUGGACGAUGAUCAGAAUGAGUGGGGGGGCGAGGAGCUGGACACUAAGAAGUUCCGGUUCGAGGAACAGGUGGUCCUGCCCGACCUGGAUGACCAGACAGACCACCGGCAGUGGACCCAGCAGCACUUGGAUGCCGCUGACCUGCGUGUGUCUGCCAUGGCCCCCACGCCACCCCAGGGCGAGGUGGAAGCCGACUGCAUGGACGUGAACGUCCGAGGGCCCGACGGCUUUACUCCCCUCAUGAUCGCCUCCUGCAGUGGAGGGGGCCUGGAAACAGGCAACAGCGAGGAGGAGGAGGAUGCGCCAGCGGUCAUCUCGGACUUCAUCUACCAGGGCGCCAGCCUGCACAACCAGACUGACCGCACCGGCGAGACAGCCCUGCACCUGGCUGCCCGCUACUCACGCUCGGACGCUGCCAAGCGCCUGCUGGAGGCCAGCGCCGACGCCAACAUCCAGGACAACAUGGGGCGGACACCACUGCACGCAGCUGUGUCUGCCGACGCGCAGGGGGUCUUCCAGAUCCUGAUCCGGAACCGAGCCACAGACCUGGACGCUCGCAUGCACGAUGGCACCACUCCUCUGAUCCUGGCUGCCCGCCUGGCGGUAGAGGGCAUGCUGGAGGACCUCAUCAACUCGCACGCCGAUGUCAAUGCUGCAGACGACCUGGGCAAGUCAGCCCUGCACUGGGCCGCCGCCGUCAACAAUGUGGACGCUGCUGUCGUGCUGCUUAAGAAUGGGGCCAACAAGGACAUGCAGAACAACAAGGAGGAGACGCCUUUGUUCCUGGCCGCCCGCGAGGGCAGCUAUGAGACAGCCAAGGUGCUGCUGGAUCACUUUGCCAACCGGGACAUCACAGACCACAUGGACCGGCUGCCUCGGGACAUCGCUCAGGACCGUGUGCACCAUGACAUCGUGCAGUUGCUGGAUGAACAUGGGCUGGCCCGCAGCCCCCAGCUGCACGGGGCAGGCCCGGGCGGCACCCCCACCCUGUCACCUCCUCUUUGCUCCCCCAAUGGCUACCUGGGCAGCCUCAAGCCGGCCAUGCAGGGCAAGAAGGUCCGCAAGCCCAGCACCAAGGGCCCAGCCUGCAGCGGCAGCAAAGAGACCAAAGAGCUCAAAGUGCGGCGGAAGAAGUCUCAAGACGGCAAGGGCUGCCUCCUGGACAACACCAGUGUCCUUUCACCUGUGGACUCCCUCGAGUCGCCACACGGCUACCUGUCGGACGUGGCCUCGCCGCCCCUGCUGCCCUCCCCGUUCCAGCAGUCCCCGUCCUUGCCACUCAACCACCUGCCUGGCAUGCCUGACGCCCACCUGGGCCUCGCACACCUGAACAUGGCGGCCAAGCCCGAGAUGACAGCGCUGGGAGGGGGCGGCCGACUGGCCUUCGAGGCGGGGCCUCCGCGCCUCUCCCACCUGCCGGUGGCCUCCAGCACCAAUACUGUGCUGGGGGCCAGUGGGGCUGCCAUAAAUUUCACCGUGGGUGGGGCUGCUAACCUGAGCAGCCAGUGCGAGUGGCUAUCCCGGCUGCCAAGCCAGUACACCCCACUGCGAGGCGCGGCCAGCGCCCUGACCCCACAGGCUCCCACCCUCCAGCACGGCGUCAUGGGCUCGCUGCAUGGUGGUCUCUCCUCCGGCACCCUGUCCCAGAUGGUGAGCUACCAGGGCCUGCCGGGCUCACGGCUGGCCACUCAGCCACACCUGCUACCUGCCCAGCAGGUGCAGCAGGUGCAGAGCCUCCAGAUUCAGCAGCAGCAGAGCCUGCAGCCCCCUCCGCCGCCGCCACAACCUCACCUCAGCGUGAGCUCAGCGGCCAAUGGCCACAUGGGCCGGAGCUUCCUGGGUGGUGAGCCCAGCCAGGCGGACGUGCAGCCCCUGGGCCCCAGCAGCCUGGCCGUGCAUACCAUCCUGCCUCCUGAGGGCCAGGUCCUACCCACCGCACUGCCGCCCUCACUGGCACCAUCCCUGACCACUGCCCAGUUCCUGACGCCGCCCUCCCAACACAGCUACUCCUCGCCCGCAGACAACACGCCCAGCCAUCAGCUGCCGGUGCCCGAGCACCCCUUCCUCACACCGUCGCCCGAGUCUCCCGAUCAGUGGUCUAGCUCGUCACCACACUCCAACAUCUCCGACUGGUCCGAGGGCAUCUCCAGCCCGCCCACCAGCUUGCAAUCCCAGAUCACCCACAUUCCAGAGGCUUUCAAGUAA